This is a messenger RNA of Strongylus vulgaris, 384 nucleotides long. Lineage: Eukaryota; Metazoa; Nematoda; Chromadorea; Rhabditida; Strongylidae. The record is from the annotation of a GenBank genome assembly.
AUGAAAUUGACAAAAGAAAACAUAGGUAAAGAAACUGACGUCGAAUAUUUUGCUGCGCUUACGACCACAUUAGAGGGCACCAGCAUUAACGAGCCAUGCAGAACUGCAGCUGUUGCUUUUCUUCUACAACUUAUUGUCAAAAAAGUGCCUAAGGAAGUUUUGCAAGCACAGUUCAAGAGGACUGUUCAGAUUUUAUACACAAAAAUGCUGGAAAACUCGGAACAAACUGAAAGCUCACCUCUCAAAUAUCUACUGUCUAUUCUUGGAGUGGUUUUACGUGCUCAGCCUGCUCGCGUUUGGAGCGAUGCCAACACCAGAAAUAUGGUCGUAUCGGUAGCAGCGUUGUGCGCUCAUGAGAAGCCUUGGGUGCGAACAAUGGCUCGU